Messenger RNA from Caenorhabditis auriculariae, 5205 nucleotides. Lineage: Eukaryota; Metazoa; Nematoda; Chromadorea; Rhabditida; Rhabditidae. The record is from the annotation of a GenBank genome assembly.
AUGGCGCUCAACCGAACGGCCAUCGUCGGCUCGAGGGCCGACGAGCUCGAGAUCGACCUACAGUACACCUUCAUGAUGGACGACCUGGGCGAGGUCCUUUCCGAGAUUCUCUGCACUACUGGUUAGUUUCAGAGUUAAAAAAUGAUCAUUUAUUUCAUUUACAAGGAAAAAUUGUCAUUGAGAAAUCGAAAAGUUAGAUUUUCCUGAGUUAAAAAUUUGAAGUUUCAGCACAAAACAUACAUGUGAUAAGCAUGACUGGCGACAGCCAGGCCCCCCUCAAGCUCAAAAAGUAUUUUUUAACUAAGAAGAAAGAAUCGUUUCUGCCAAUCAAAUGAAAUUUACAAAAUGAAUUUUUUUGAAUUUAUAUUUUGUCAUAAUUCCGUCAAACUUGAUUCCGUCAAACUUGAAAUUAUGGCGAGAAUAGUCGAAUAUUAAUAAAACUGAGCUGAAACAUAACCUGGCCUUGAAAAAAAAACAACAGGAAAUAAACUCGCCCUCACGUCUGAUUUUCUGAAUUUGAAAGAAGCCCGAAAAUAGCCCUGAUAAUGACAGGAAAAUUCAGAAUUUUCUUUGAACAGAGCUGGAAAAAGCGCUGAAUUUUUCGGCCCACGACUAAUUUUUUAAACGGCCAAAAAGGCUUGAAAAUGACCGAAAUUUAUGAAUUUUUGAGUUUCUCGCGUAAUUUUGAUAAAGGGCUUAAAAUUAGCCUUGAAAAUUAGGCUUCACACUGCAAAAUUAGCCUAGAACGGACUUUUACAAGUUCAGAAUUAUCGCAAAAAUAGCCUCCAAAAACAGCAGCUUAAUUUUGAAAUCCUACGCUCAACAGCUAAAAUUCCAGAAACUCAAAAGAGCCAUUUUUUUAAGAUAUGACUUCUUGGAUCUUCUCUUCAGACUAUCACAAGAUCUGUGUCGAAAAUCCAAACCACAAAAAAAUUGUAGUUUUUAUACAGAUGCAAGAAAAAAGCGAAGUAGUUUUUUUGUACUUUGACUGGUUGGAUUCUAGUUGGUUCAUUGGAUGGAUUUUUUAUUCGAGCGACAUUGAAAAACUGAUUUUUAUAGAAAGUUGUAGAUUUUUUUCCACAAUGACUCAAAAAGUUUCAAUAUUUUUUUAUAAAAAGGUGACGUCAUUCCGAAGCGUCCGAGCGUAGUGUCGUACUGAAAAAGACAAUUUUUCUCAUUUUUUUAAAGGAUGACAUCAUUGUGAUUAGUUUACAAAAAAAUAUUUUUAUUAGAAGUUCAAAUAAUGUUUUUCUGUCACGCUUGUGAAGCUAGUGACUCAAUUUUGGAACUUAAAAAUAUAAAAAAUAUGGAAUUUUUUAUCAAAAAGUGACGUCAUUCCGAAGCGUCCAAGCGGUGUGUCGUACUGAAAAAAAGUCAAUUUUCUUAUAAGAGCUUGACAUCAUUGUGAUUAGUUUACAAAGAAAAUAUCAAUUAUAAGUUCAAAACAUUUUUUUAUUCUGUGACUUUUUUUCAAGCUGGUGACUCAGUUUUGAAGCUUACAAAUGGAAAAUGUAAAUUUUUGCGUGACGUCAUUCAAAACGUCAAGCGGAGUGUCGUACUGAUUGAUAUAACUUUUUGAGGUUUUUUUCCAUCAGUUGAGGAGAACAGUGCGAAUAGUUUGAGCGGAAGAUCUAACUUGAAAAUCAAUGAGUCUCUUGGCUUUUUCAAGCUUGUUACUUAACUUUGAAGCUAAAAAUGGAAAAUAUAAAAUUUUUUUAUUGAAAAGUGACGUCAUUUCGAAGCGUCCAAGCGGAGUGCCGUACUGAAAAAGUUCAACUUUUUUUGUUUGAAAUUUUCUUUUUUCCUAAAAAGAUCGAGAUCACUACUGUGUCAAGCGGAGAGAUGUACUCAAAAAAUCGUAAAAUAGUUUUUUGAUAGAAUUUUCUCGGACCGAUAUCGAAAUUUAAGGGGUGAUUCUCAACGGCACCCUGAUCACCCUGAUCUUGACCCACACGCCGAAGCCGAUGAGAAGUUACGCCGUCCUGCUCUUCAACUUCGCCCUCUUCGACCUCCUCACCUGCAUCGCUUCCUUCUUCGCCUGUCAAAAGUCUGAAAAUAUUAUCCUUCCUUCCUCGAUUCCACACCUUUUUCAAGAACGAUUUUCUCGGAUUUGGCUCUGACCUACAUCUUCCACGGCCCUUGCCGAUAUAUAUCCCCGUUUUUCUGCUACUUCUGCCACUGCUUCGUUUGUCACGCCAUGGCCCAUUCUCAAUGGAUCCUGAUUGUGAGUUUCGGCCAGAAAGGGGGUCGCAUCGGGAAUGGCUUGAAGCGUCGCGGAUGUUUGAACGUGAAAAAAUGCAUCUGAUUCAGUUUCUUUCGGGGAUUCCGAUUUUGUGCUUGGAAAAUGACGAUAAGACCCUUAGAAAGAGUUAUGAACUCUAAAAGUUUGAAAAAUUGAACCGGUACAUUUAAGGCCGCUAUAAUGUGUCAAGCAUGUGAAAAACUAGGAAAUUUUGAAUUUUGUGUCAAACAAUUCACUUUUUCGGUGGUAUGAAAAACACCAGAGAUAUGAAAAAUCGGAAUAGUCGCCGUUUGAAUUUUUCGCUGGUUUUUCAUACCACAAUUGUUUCCUGUUUUUUUGGGACCUAGAACCUCCCUGCCUUACAAGGAAAAGUUCAAACGAUUUUUUUUCAAUCCUCAGUUGCGAAAAUUUUCACUCAAAGGAACUUUUGAAGCACAAAUUCGGAAUCAGCGUGAAAAACUGACCAGUCCCGCGCUUUUCGAUAAAUCAGAGCGCAAGUCGUUUUGGGUCGGGCGAAAACAAGCUUCCAGACCUCUUUCUACUACCGCUACCGUAUCCUGGUCAAAGAGCAGCCGACAGUGAAGCAAGUCGUCGCCCUGACUCUCAUUUUCUACUCGUUCUCAUUCUUCAUCCUUGUAAAAUAUUAAGGAAUUAGUUGAAAAUCGAAUUUGGGUUGUAGAUCCUGUACUCGUUUGACGUCGGCGACAGCAAUGAGCUGAAGCAGAUCAUGUACCGGCUCCAUCCGGAGUAUCACUAUGAGGAUGAGAGCAUCUGGGGAGGUAAAGUUUUGGGAAAAAGUAGGGAAAAAGCAUACAUGGGCAAGUGCAGAACUUUUUAGAACGUAGGCUCACAAGAAUUAAUCAAAAAUAAUAAAAAAAUGAUUUUUUAAGCUCAGAGAGGUGGUCUUGGCAAUAAUGAGAACAAUUUUAACCUCAGGGGGUAACAAAUAAGUGGGAGGAACGGUCGGCGGCUUCCAAAAACUAUCUGUCCAUGUAUGAAAAGUCUGAGAAGCUAGCCUUGGUGCUUACACGAGAGGACAAAUUUUUCACACUUUUAGAAAAAUAAAUUAGGAAACUUGGAUGUGGCUCUCGUUACAUUAUCUUUUUUUAACAAAAAGCUCUGAAUUUUUCAGCUUUUUAGAAGACCUGAUAGAUGAAAGUUUGGUUUUUGAAGUUAAAAAGGAACCCUAGAAAAUGCUAAAUUUCAAGUUUAUCCAUUUUUCCAAAACGAUCCUGCAAUUUUCGAACUUUUGUGAGAUCCCCAGCUUUUAGAAGGUCUCAUAGAUGGAAGUUUAGUUUUUGAAGUUGGAAAGGAACCCUGGAAAGUGGUUAAUUUUUUUAUAGUUUAUCCAUUUUUUUCCAAGGCUUUUUCGAAUCUUUUUUUGAGAUUCGGAAAUAUUCUUCAUGCUAAAAUUCUCACGGAAGCUUCUGCGCUCCAUGGAGAUCUAUAGUAGUUGAAAAUUGUUUGGUUAUAGUUUCCGUUUUUUUUUUCGAAUCUUUUUCUAAAACUUCUGGGAUUUUUCCCCUUGGUAAGAGGUUCAGAACCGCUCGAAUUUUAUUAAAAAAGCUACCUGAAGCUUUCGCAGUCAAAACGGAGUCUGAACUCUAGAAAAGCUGUUUUUUUUUCAACUUUCAGAAGGGGUAUAUGUGCCUUCCAACAGUAAAAUCUAAUUACAAGAACUAGAAAAAAACCAAAAAAAUUCAGUUCUGACCGUCAGCAGGGAACACUACAAUUCUAUCGUUUGCCACCAGUUUCACAAUCCUCUACAUGACUUUCCCAUGCGUCCCAAUCUACGCUGCGAUUCACCAUUACCGUCAUCAGGUCUCAUUUAAUUAACCUCAAAAGUUCACGCGAAACUUCCAGACUUUGAAAAUCCUGGGUGGAAACGCGCUGGAAAUGAGUGAGGCCACCAGGAAGUCCCACAAGAAGAUGAUCAAAGCCUUGACGAUCCAAGCCAUGAUCCCGAUUUUCUGGCUCAUCGCCUCGGCCAUCUUCACGUCCGUCGAGUUCAAACUCAUCCCCAGCGGCCCUUUUCUGGAGAAUAUUACGUUCCGGCUGAUGGAUUGCUUCCCGACGUGCAGCCCUCUCGUUUCCCUCUACUUCAUCGCUCCUUACAGGUUUGUGGGUCGCACUUGGAAUGGCUCGGUUUGAGCCAAAUAUUCGAAAUUUGGGUGGGGAAUGGUCUUCGGAUGAAGGCGCACUCUAGCAGUGUCGGAGAUCCUAGAAAAGGGUGCAAAAAAGUUGCUGAAAAGGUUCCAUUUUGCGCCCGAUAUCGAAAAGGGUGCAAAAAGGGUCAAUGCAGGCUCAUAAAUGGGCGCUGAACAGUUCCAUAAUGAAACUUUUCUUCACCUUUUCUGUAUACCUACUUGAAGAUUGCCGACGAAAAAGUCGCUUAAAAUAACCCCGUUUUGUUUCUAAUAUCAAGCUUGAGAAAGGGUGCAAAAAGGGUCAGUACAGGCUCAUAAAUGGGCCCUGAACAGUUCUAUAAUGAAACUUUUCUUCACCUUUUUUGUAUACCUACUUAAAGAUUGCCGACGAAAAAGUAGCUUAAAAUAACCCCGUUUUGUUUCUAAUAUCAUCAAACUUGAAAAAGGGUCAGUACAGGCUCAUAAAUGGGCCCUGAACAGUACCAUAAGGAAACCUUUCUUCACCUUUUUUUUGAAGUCCGACUUGAAGAUUGUGCUUCAAGCCAUUCAAGUCAUGCGACCAACUCCUUUCAUCAAUUUUUUUGAAGUUUUUCCUGAUUUUUCCCUGGGGAGGUGUUGAACUCGAGACCUUUUUUUAACCACAUCCUAGCAAGCAACCUACUGAGCUACAUAGUUUGUUUUGUCAGAAAAGGACUCCUCGGCUACUGGAGCAAGUUGACAUGCCGCAAGCAGAACGCCGUCGUCGAUGCGGUCGUCAGCGUCAGCGGAGCCACCAAUCAGAACGAUAAAGCCAAAGAAAUUGCCGACCUUGCUUGA